AUGCGUCCACAUACGCCCAUAAUCAACACUGCUAGGACGGAGCCUAAUGUGACCUCUCCGCCAGAGACGCCAACCACCACUGGUUCUCCCAGUUUCAAUCGCAAAUUCGGCGCCGCUUCUGUCGAUCCGAAGCAUGGCCGCGGGAGAUUACGGCACUCGAGCAUCCCGCCAUUAGGCGGUGUGGGCUCCCAGUUUAACAACCACACUCUCGGCAUCAGGCCAGAAGACAUCUCCCCACGAUCUUCCAAGUCCUCUGACGACGAGUCAGAAAAGUCUGCGAGCCCGUCGCACUCACCACGGCCAAAUAUUUACGGCACCGGCUUCUCUCAAUUCAUCAGCACAAGUAGUACACAUGCGCAUACCUCCACUGUCGUCGUCGAAGCUGCCUUUGAGAUUGAAGAGUGCAGCGAUGAAGACGAGGACGCCAUGGACAGUGGUGAUGAGUAUGAAGACGUUCGGCGACCUGACAGCUACGAAUACCCAGAUUCGGAUCGGGGCAGCAGCCGCCCGCAUUCCCGGUCUGCGCUGCACGAAGUCGACUCAAAACUCAUGGACAGCUUCCUAGACCUCAAGACCUGCUACUCUUCUGAUGAUGACUCGGAGCUGGAACUUGACGAAUUUGAGAUCAAAAAGAGAGCCCUACGUCAGGAGAAACGAUUGAGACGAAUGACGUCUGGCAGCAUUGGCAAGCGCACAGUUAGUGAGCGAGGCAGUGACUCGGACCGGGAGGAUCUUCAGCCCUGGGACACUGGCGACAGUAGUCUAAGGCGUCUAAGACGCAAGGUCAACCGACGAAGCCUCUUGUCCGAUAUCAUUAUUGAGCUCAAGGAGCCAAACAGCGAUGGCGAAGUCGUCUGGGACGAAGACGAGAUCAACCUAGCCCGAGAGUUGCCUUUCUGGACCAUGGAAGUUGACUCUGACUAG
This is a messenger RNA of Pestalotiopsis fici W106-1, 924 nucleotides long. RefSeq lists its product as uncharacterized. The record is from RefSeq and is a predicted model, not a curated record. NCBI's taxonomy places the organism in Eukaryota, Fungi, Ascomycota, Sordariomycetes, Amphisphaeriales, Sporocadaceae. The coding region runs from base 1 to 924 and encodes 307 amino acids. The transcript has a single exon.